AUGCAAGCGCCGCGGCGUCUGUUUAGCGGGCUUUUUCAGCUCUCGACCCGGCGGCCCGUCCCUUUGAGCCCUCCUGGCCUGCCCCUUCUCCGCCCUCCAACCGCCCUACACGCCUGUGCGACUGCUGGCCCCCUUCCUCCUCCUCCUCUUCCACCAGGAUGCCGUCUCUUGCACGCCUCGGCUUGUUCGAGACACCCCUCUCGACCGACAUCCGCGCCCUCCUCCUCUUGCUCGACGCGCUCGACCGAUCACCGUGAGGGCCCUCGACACCCAGCAAGUACCCAGCGUGACGGCGGACGCGAGCCCCCACGCCGCAAGGGCCCGGCCACCGUCCACGCUCUCCUCGCUAGUGGCGGGCUCCUCUCCCUCUUUGUCGGCCUCUCGGAGCCCUUUCACCCCCACGAAGGUGAUGUGGUGGAUGCUUCCGGCCCGGCAGCCAUCACCGACGACCGCGACCCGACCCUCCCCCGAUUCGCCCUCUCCGAGGUCCGUAAGCACGAUGCCAAGUCUCAGAGCCCAUGGGUUACUCAGGGCGACAAGGUCUACGACAUAACCGAAUGGGUUGGAGCUCAUCCCGGAGGUGAUGUCAUCCUCCGUGCUGCCGGAGGGAGCAUCGAUCCCUAUUGGGACAUAUUCACCAUUCACAAAUCGCCCCACGUGUACGAAAUUCUGAACCAGUACCACAUUGGCUUCAUCGAUCCCAAUGACCUGGUCGAUGGAAAGCCCGCCGCUGAGGAGAUAGAGGACCCCUUCAAGCACGACCCAAGCCGUGACCCGAGGCUCAUCACCCUGACGCCCAAGCCUCGCAAUGCGGAAACGCCAGUGGAAGGCCUCGCUGACAGCUACCUGACCCCCAAUGAGAUCUUUUACGUACGCAACCAUAUGUGGGUUCCUCAGGUCGAAGACACUUCCAACUACACCCUCAAGAUUGAGCUUCUGGACGGAUCCAUCAAGGAGUACACCCUUGAUGACCUCAAGACCAAGUUCAAGCCUGCGACCGUUGUGGCGGUGCUCCAGUGCUCCGGUAAUCGACGAAGUGACAUGACGCGCAAUGCUCGGAAGACCAACGGGCUCCAGUGGAACGUAGGCGCCAUCUCCUGCGCUGAAUGGGAGGGCGUCAGGCUUUCUGACGUACUCGCCGACGCCGGCCUCCCUGUUCAGCAAGCUAUGACGGGCGAUUCGGAAGCAAAGCACGUUCAGUUCUCGGCUCUGGAGGCAUAUGGCGCAUCCAUCCCCAUCGAGUCUGCCCUGGACCCCCGCGGCGACGUUCUGCUAGCUUACUCGAUGAAUGGCAAACCUUUGCCGCGAGAUCAUGGCUAUCCCCUCCGUGCUCUUGUGCCCGGCCACGUCGCCGCUCGUUCCGUCAAGUGGUUGAGCCAGAUCACCAUUUCCGACGAGGAGAGUCACAGCCAGUGGCAGCGCAAAGACUACAAGUGCUUUGGUCCAAAUGAGACAAGCCCCGACUGGGAUCGCGCAGCGCCAAUUCAAGAGAUGCCCAUCACCAGCGCCAUUACAACCGUCCGGCUAGGUGACUGGAAGGAAUCCACCAGGGGCCCGGCGUCGGAUGCGAAGACUAGCGACGCCCGCGAGGCCUCUCUUAUGGGAUAUGCCUACUCUGGCGGCGGUCGCAGGAUAGUGCGCGUCGAUGUGAGCCUCGACAACGGCAAAACCUGGGACCAGGCUGAGCUUCUCGACGAAAACGAAACCCUUCCACCGAAGGCCGGCCACAAGUCUUGGGCCUGGAAGCGCUGGAGGUAUAAGGGCAUCGUGCCUCUGGGUGAGCCCGGGGUAGGAAGCAAAAAAUGCUCUACUCUUCUGGUCAAGGCGACAGACGAUGCCUACAACUCACAGCCUGAGAGCUAUGAGGCCAUUUACAACCAGCGAGGUAACCUUGCAAACGCUUGGCAUCGCCUAAGGAUUUGUUCCGAGUGCGUCAACCAGCCACAAUCGCUGCCAGCAGAGAAGGCCACACAAUCCUGA
Molecule: messenger RNA, 1980 nt
Organism: Colletotrichum higginsianum IMI 349063
Lineage: Eukaryota; Fungi; Ascomycota; Sordariomycetes; Glomerellales; Glomerellaceae
Product: Oxidoreductase molybdopterin binding domain-containing protein
Exons: 1
Coding region: 1-1980 (659 amino acids)
Cellular component (GO): mitochondrion
Molecular function (GO): molybdenum ion binding; oxidoreductase activity
Source: RefSeq, a predicted model, not a curated record